UUUUCUCUUGGUCUUUGCAGCACAGUGCCUGAAAUGGGUUUGUGUCUUCUUUGGGAUUCAUAAAUUGGCCAUAUAGGAGAGUUGUGACUUAAGAUUUGGAAAAUGAACAAAGUAUGCUUAUUAUGAGAUGAACAUGUGCUAAACAGGAUAAUGGAUUAACAAAAAAUGUGAAACGUUGGACAUACUACAAUGACUAUUCCGGAGAUUGUAACUCCUUGAGAGCUGAUUGGAUGAUCACCACAGGGCUUCCAUAGUGGCUCGGCAGAGCACAGCCACUGAUUUCUUUGCUUCACUCAAUUUAAGUUCGCUGUCGGCACCGCUUUCAGUCGUCAAAAUUUCGUUCGCAAACUUUAAAAACUCAUUGGAUGGGGGAAUGAACUUCCUGCGGCGCAGGUUUAGUUCUGGGGAUCUGCAGGGGGAGUUGCGAGAUGAUGAAGAGCUCAACUUUUCACGGCUCAACUUCUCCAAGCGGGGUCCCUCUCCGAGCGCACCAAGCUCCCCGUCAAAGUCUCAGAGUUCUACUGGGCUGUUCUCCUCUGUUAUCACUGCAGUACAGGCCCAGAAACCAGCUUAUAAUAAGGACCGAUGUAAAACACUCCUGGUUGUAGAUGACCAGCACACUAACUGGGGAAAAUACUUCCAGGGCAGAAAGAUAUUUGGAGACUGGGAUGUCAGAGUUGAACAGGCUGAGUUUUCUGAGAUCAACCUGGCCUCAUACUCUGACACGGGAACCAUGGUGGACAUCCAGGUCACCAGGCAGGGAACCAAGGUCGUCAGAUCGUUUAAGCCGGACUUUCUUCUUAUCCGGCAGCAUGUUCGGGACGCAGGGGAGGACUGGCGGAACAUACUGAUUGGUCUACAGUAUGGGGGAAUCCCCAGUAUCAACUCUUUACAAGCCUGCUAUAACUUCCUUGAUAAACCUUGGGUGUUUGCUCAGUUGAUAGAGAUCCAGAACCGUGUGGGCAGGGAGAACUUCCCCCUCAUUCACCAGGCGUACUACCCGAACCAUCGAGAAAUGGUGAGUACCUUCUGGCUCAUUACACCCAAAUUCCCUGUGGUGGUGAAGAUCGGCCACGCCCACAGCGGACAUGGAAAGGUAAAGAUUGAUACGCACCACCAGUUCCAGGACAUUGCCAGCGUGGUCGCCCUCUCAAAGUCAUAUGCAGCCACUGAGCAAUACAUUGAGUCCAAGUAUGACAUCCACAUACAGAAGAUAGGCAACCAUUACAAGGCCUUCUUGAGAAAGUCUAUAUCUGGUAACUGGAAGGCCAAUACUGGCUCGGCCAUGUUGGAGCAGGUCCAGGUUAACGAAAGGUACAAAAUGUGGGUCGAUGAGUGCUGUAAAAUAUUUGGAGGACUUGAUGUCGUUGUUGUUGAGGCCAUACAGGGCAAGGAUGGCAAGGAGUACAUUGUUGGGAUUAAUGACAGUGCGAUGACGUUACUGGGGGAGAGCCAGGAAGAGGACAGGAAACACAUAGCGGAGCUCACCCUCGCCAAGAUGCAGGCAUUCCUUAAACCAGUCAACACCAACAUCAAAUCUUCCAACACCAGUUCUGUGAUUGGCUACACCAUGAAUGGGAAUGGUUCUGGACUGGGAACAGGAAGUAUUGGCCAGACGAUGACUGGCUCCCAGCCCAACAGGCCUCCAUUGCCCGCUGGUGCCCAGCAGAGACCACCCGACCCUCGGGCACAGCAGGGACUGGUACAACAACAGGUGAAUGGCCCUAAUGCUCCGCCUCACGCCCCUCUUCCCCAGGGCCCCACCCAGGGGCUGCCUCAUGCCCCCACCCAGCAACACCCCAUGAGACCUCCACAACAGAGGGGACCAACCCCACAGCAGCAGCAGCAAUUACGUGGCCCCCCUCCACACAACAUGGUUCACCGAGGCCCUCCUCCAAUGCCUGGGGACCCACAACAGCAGCAGCGCCAGCAGCAGCCAGGACAACCACCCAGACAGAUGCCCCGAGGACAGUCGAAGGAAGGGGAGGAGGACACCAUGAAAAACCUCCGUAAAACUUUUGCUGGAAUAUUUGGCGAUAUGUAGCAGUGUGCUGAUUGUGUUAGGACUGUAGAACAUUAUAAUAUUAAUAUAGUUACACUUUGGCCAAAACUGGACCUAGUCCAAAUUUAUACAUCAUUUUGAAGACAGUCCAGUUUGGUUCUAGUUAGUGUUUUAGUGGCAUUACUAUUUCAUUGAAGUAUGAUAGUCGUUAUAGCAUUCAUUAUUCUGCGUCUUUAGUGUGGGCCUAUGUUUACUGUAUAUCUGACUAUAAAUGUUAUUAAUACCAUUGAACGCAGUAGGAAAUGCAUGAUAUAAUACAGAGGAUUUUUGUCAAGCAUGUACCAGUAUAGCUUUUUGAAAAUGUGUAUUACAUUUGUUACUUGCUUAAAUAAUUAUACAUCUGUAUCUUAUAUAUCACUGAUACCAGCUUUAAGUCAUAUUGCACUACAUGGUGCAGUAUGUGAUGUAUUAUAUGCUGUAUGGUCCCAACACGGAAGUGUUAUACUGUGUCGUUCUUUAAAAUGAUAGAUCAACACUUAGAUCAACACUUUGAAAAACAUGUGUUAAUUCAAUAUUCACAAAAAGUUCAUAGCAUUUGAAGUUAAAAACCAGUUUCAAUCAUUUUCAGCUUGCUUAAUAACUAUGUUUGACAAUGGAGCCAUUUUAUUUAUCUCAUCAUUUAUACAUUCCAUUUUACACCAAUAUUAUAGUCGCCAUUUUUUUAUUGAUAAUGUGAUGUGAUUUAUACAUUCCUUGUAUUAAAGUGUAGAUUUUUUUGCUGAUCUUGUUUUGGAUUAUCAUGAUAAUGUCAUAGACUUGAUGUCCUUUGCCACAGAAGAAACUAUGUCAUUGUGUAAAUAAAUUAUAUUGGCCAUAAUAUAAAAAAAAAUGAUCUGUUUAAUAUAUUGCUUUAAAAGCAGUCCAAAUAGAAGCAGAGUUAUGUUUAUUGAUCAGCUUUAAACAACUACCAAUUGUUGGCAGGUAGAUGUGGUUUUCUUGAUAUCAUUUAGUAGGGUAAUUUACUCCCAUUUCAUUAUCAAUGUGUCAUAAGUGUUCAUUUUAACUGUUGUUGUAAUGCAUCAACUCAUGAUACAUGUAGGACAAGUAUACAUGUAGGACCAGUAUACUUGUAGGACCAGUAUACAUGUAGAACCAGUAUACUUGUAGGACCAGUAUACAUGUAGGACCAGUAUAUUUGUAGGACUGGUGUGUAUGUAGGGCUGGUAUACAUGUUAGACAUGUGUACAUGAAGAAACUGUUUACAUGCAGGGGCCAUAUACAUGUAGGACCAGUAUACUUGUAGGACUGGUAUGCAUGUAGGGCUGGUAUACAUGUUAGACCAGUGUACAUGAAGAAACCGUUUACAUGCAGGGCCCAUAUACAUGUAGGACCAGUAUACUUGUAGGACUGGUAUGCAUGUAGGGCAGGUAUACAUGCAGGACCAGUGUACAUGAAGGACCCAUAUACAUGCAGGGCCCAUCUACAUGUAAGACCAGUAUACUUGUAGGACUGGUAUGCAUGUAGGCCAGGUAUACAUGCAGGACCAGUGUACAUGAAGGACCCAUAUACAUGCAGGGCCCAUCUACAUGUAAGACCAGUAUACUAGUAGGACUGGUAUGCAUGUAGGGCCAGCAUACAUGCAGGGCAAGUAUUCAUGAAGGACCAGCAUACAUGUAGGACCAGUAUACAUGUAGGACUGGUAUUUACACUUGGGACUGAUAUCAAAUUGUAGGACUGGUAUACAUGUAGGACUGGUAUAAAUGUAGGACUGGUAUACAUGUAGGACUGGAACACAUUUGAAAGGAACAUGCUGCAAUGUAAAGAAAAAAAUGGUUCAUUUCUUAGAUAUUUUCUAUUUGAAAUAAAUAACUCUCUUUCAUUGUAAUUGUUAACAUAAUAAAAAAAACAAUUUGAACAAAGUAAUCAUAAAUGCUUGUCUAUUUGUAAAGUGAGGGUUUUAUCAAAGAUUUGUUUCAUUGUUGCUGGGCUUUAACCCAGACAUAACUCUCAGUUUAAUCAUUAAAGAGUUGUGCUGUAUUUCAACUUGUAAAUAAUAGAUGAGCAUUGGUAUUUGCUCCACAGGUCUCUUGUUUUAAUUUUAUUUAUAUUAUACAUAUUAUUGUUUAUUUUCAUUAAGUUUGAUUUCUGUGCUGUUAAAGGGACAAGACACCAAAAUUGGUAAAUACCGUUGUUCCUCAAGACAAGGCUAGAAUUGUCAAUACGAGCUUGAAGUAGUAUGAAGAUAAUACCUCAUUUUACAUUGUUUACAGAAUAAACACAACAGCCUUGUUGGCCCCACACACAGUCUCAGCUGAGUCUCCCUGUUAAAAAACAGCUUCUCUGUCGAGCUCCGUGUCUACAUUGUUUCGCAGCAGUUUUUUGCUUCCUUGCAGUGUUCAUCCUUUUGGAAAGCCAUUGAAAUGUGUAUAUUUGGCAUGUGAAAGUUAUGUGAUGAGUGAUGAUAAUGAUAAUAUACUGUCUCUAACCCUUGGAUUAACCGGGUAGACAAACCCAGUAGAUCAUCGAAAAGGAAAAUUUGCAAAAGCUGCGAAAAUAAAUGUGUUGUAAGCAAUGUGUUACAUCAGAAAGUAAGGUUCAAUGUGUUUUUCACGAAGAUAUCAAUUCUAUGUUAGUUCUUGACAAUUUUCUGUUUUUCUUGCAAUUGGAUCACUUGGUGUCUAAUCCCUUUAAUGACACUUGGAUCUGUGAUAUGUUGACAUUUUGACUUUAAAUUAUAUUUCUCAUCCUCGCAACUGUUGUGUAUAUUUUUAUUUUAUUUAAACAAAACAUUUAGUUUUAAUUUAUUUGAUUUAUUUGAGUGAAUAGGCCAUGGUAAUUUUCUUUGUGCAUAUUUAACAUGAGUUAAAAGACUAUUUGUAUUUCAAAGUAUUCCCUGUGGUAUGGUUAGUAAUUUAGAGAUAUAUGGGUCAAGGUUUCGGGGUGCCAGUUACAAGUUAAACCCCUUUAUUGACUAGUAUUCUGGUAAUAAAUAGUGAUAGGGCACUGUGUUUUACGCAAAUGCACUUACAUAUAUGAUAAACUGUUUUGUAUGUUUGUGUAUUACUUAAAUUUGUAUAUGUUACUAGUUACAUUAGUUCAAUUACUAACUAAUGGGGUUUAUUGUUUAAAAAUGUACAUACUGUUACUCUGAAUAAGAAAAUGUGUAGAGAUAUUACCAAAAUAUUUUCAAUUUCACAUUCCGUUGAUUAACAAUGCAUCAUUUCUCUUUAAAAGAAAAAAAAUCGGGGCUUGUCAAAAGACAUUAUGUCGUUAACAUAAGAAGGUCAUGCAACACCAAAUGUUGUAAGUAUACACAUAGAAAGUGUUGACAUCAUGUGUCGUACUGCUGGAAAGAUUGUCACCCUUCCAGAUUCAUUGAUAUGAAAUAUUGAUGUACAUGUACUUAAUGUUUUCGUUUAUCUUAUUACAUAUAUAACUUACAUGUAAAUAAAUGUUAAUGGCUUAUUAUGUGUAGGUUGGAGUUGUGUGCAUAGGUCAACCAUUUACUGUCUAAAAUGUUCGUUUAUACGUAAUGUAUAUCUUAAUAUGGACAAUGACUUGUAAAUUAUUACUUGUUACGUUGUAAAUAGUUUUAUAUUGAAGUGAGCCAACAGUUUAUUCGUGGUAAAUUCAGUUGUUCACCAAAGUGUGUCUGUAUUGCCACACUGUCCAGAGAUAAGAGACACUUCUUUAUCAUUUGGAAUAGCUGCCAAUGACACCAUCUUGUAUGAUCAUGGACACACUGUCCAGAGAUAAGAGACACUUCUUUAUCAUUUGGAAUAGCUGCCAAUGACACCAUGUUGUAUAAUCAUGGCCACACUGUCCAGAGAUAAGAGACACUUCUUUAUCAUUUGGAAUAGCUGCCAAUGACACCAUGUUGUAUGAUCAUGGACACACUGUCCAGAGAUAAAAGACACUUCUUUAUCAUUUGGAAUAGCUGCCAAUGACACCAUGUUGUAUGAUCAUGGACACACUGUCCAGAGAUAAGAGACACUUCUUUAUCAUUUGGAAUAGCUGCCAAUGACACCAUGUUGUAUAAUCAUGGCCACACUGUCCAGAGAUAAGAGACACUUCAUUAUCAUUUGGAAUAGCUGCCAAUGACACCAUGUUGUAUGAUCAUGGACACACUGUCCAGAGAUAAAAGACACUUCUUUAUCAUUUGGAAUAGCUGCCAAUGACACCAUGUUGUAUGAUCAUGGACACACUGUCCAGAGAUAAAAGACACUUCAUUAUCAUUUGGAAUAGCUGCCAAUGACACCAUGUUGUAUGAUCAUGGACACACUGUCCAGAGAUAAAAGACACUUCUUUAUCAUUUGGAAUAGCUGCCAAUGACACCAUGUUGUAUGAUCAUGGACACACUGUCCAGAGAUAAAAGACACUUCUUUAUCAUUUGGAAUAGCUGCCAAUGACACCAUGUUGUAUGAUCAUGGACACACUGUCCAGAGAUAAAAGACACUUCUUUAUCAUUUGGAAUAGCUGCCAAUGACACCAUGUUGUAUAAUCAUGGCC
Mya arenaria is the source of this 6511-nucleotide messenger RNA. Its product is annotated as synapsin-like. Gene Ontology annotation, biological process: neurotransmitter secretion. NCBI's taxonomy places the organism in Eukaryota, Metazoa, Mollusca, Bivalvia, Myida, Myidae. The transcript is spliced from 15 exons. The record is from RefSeq and is a predicted model, not a curated record. Gene Ontology annotation, cellular component: synaptic vesicle; synaptic vesicle membrane. Gene Ontology annotation, molecular function: ATP binding. Bases 374 to 2044 code for a protein of 556 amino acids.